Messenger RNA from Magallana angulata, 1801 nucleotides. RefSeq lists its product as uncharacterized. NCBI's taxonomy places the organism in Eukaryota, Metazoa, Mollusca, Bivalvia, Ostreida, Ostreidae. Bases 240 to 1364 code for a protein of 374 amino acids. The record is from RefSeq and is a predicted model, not a curated record. The transcript is spliced from 2 exons.
UCACUCUUACAUGCAAACCAGGUGUCCUUGUUUAUUACUCAACAUAACAAUCAACGAUGACAGCUGAAAACAAACCAACCAUCGAAAAACAAAACCCGGUGGAACGUUCAAGAAUGUGCAUGAAGGCUCUAUUCUUGGUACAAAAGAAUAAAUGAUGUUUAAAUAAAACGGGCCUAAUCAAAUAGAAACCUAAUCUAUCAAGACAUUGAAAGUGGUGUGUAUAAUCCCUAUCCUUUACAAUGUCUUCGUAUAUCAUUACGCACAAUUGUGAAAGUUGUUGGACUAGGCGAGUUAGACAGACCGCCAGUCUCAUGUGCAAUGACUGUCGUAUACCAAUGUGCGAUGCUUGUUCCGAAAAACAUAAAGGACAGUUAGGCCAUCGAAAUUUUUCAAGCUUGGCGAAGCAGGAACCCACGAAAGAGGAAGAUAGCGACUACACGUACGAGGAUAGCGACGACGAGGAGAACAAGGCUGAUAAAGACGCUAUCAAAAUGUCCACACUUCUGCUAAAGGAAGUUUCGGUGAAACUACCAGAGGAAAAGGACUGCAAGGUCACAGGGUUGUCAGCUUUCACAAACGAGGUCAGUACCCUGGUGGCAGAUGUGGAAAACAGGAUGUUGAAGCUGUUUGACAAUAAUCUAGAGCUGAAAUGGACAGUACCCGUAACUCGAGAUUGUGUUGGAGUCACAGUGGUGUCCGAGAAAUCUUUCGCCACGAUAGCAGGGAAAAAACUCCAGUACUGGGACGUAGAGAUCAACGAAGAUGAAACCAUUGUUCCAAAGAUGGAGGAAGAAGUGGAAAUUAACCAUACGGGUUUUGCAGUUCACUCAAAUGGCAAAUACAUCGGGGUUCUCAUGAGUUCCGAUCAUCAAGUUCAGAUUUUCCACCUUUCGUGUGACGAAAUGCAAGCGAUCGACUUGAAAACUAUCGCAAACAGAGCCAUAACUCCUGGCUUUACGCUGCUUUUAGACUCGGAUCUUGACCGGUUCUACAUAUCAGACAGAGACUAUGUAAACGGAACCAAACUUCUGAGCGUGUCUUUCACGGGUGAGGUGAUUUGGGAGUGUCCCGUGCCUGCGUCCGUCGGGGGAAUUGCUGAAUGUGACAAUCUAUUGUUUGUGGUUAGCAUUGGAUAUGCCAAGAUACACAUGAUUACAAAAGAUGGAAUGGACGUUGGAACUUUGGUGUCUGACGAAGGAAAACUACCUUUCCAUAUCUGUACCCAACCAUUAGAAAAAACACUGAUAGUGUCUCAUAACUUUACUGGAAGUGACAGAAAUAUUAUAAGAGUGUACAAUUUAGAGGAAAUUCUCUAUGAACAAGAAAAAUUCGAAAAGGACGAUGAAGAGAUAGAACUACCUUAAUGUUUUCGUUUUUAUUUAUCUUAGGCUUCUUAGCGCUCAGUCUGUUAUUCUUUGAUGGUGGAUAUGUUUCGCAAUGUCAAGAUUUGUUUUUAUACUUAUUAUUAUUAAAAACCUAAGUUCAAGUGGAUGUACUCCAACUCAUUUCUUCUCUUUCUGAACGAUAAGCUUCAAGUUCAAAUAAUUAUUUACCCACGAAAUGAAUCUGGUAUUUAAAUUUCAUUUUCUUGAGGACUGGGAGAAGAUCGAUUUGGAGCCAGAUCAAUUUAAACACAGUGCUUAAUGUUUCUAAAGAAUGUCUCACAUUUUUUUUCUUAGCGACACCCACCCGCAUAAAUGUUGUAAAUCAGUGUAUACUAAUAUGUGUAACAUCUCAUCAAAUGCCAUUUAUCUUUACACGAUGAAAAGGAAUGCAUACAAAUUAAGAAGAGAAAUCUUUA